CUCACAUACACUCCUAUUUGCACUCCACACAAUUAUUCCAAGGCGAUUUAUCUCUUGUCACUCUUGUUUUCCUGUUCUGGAGACUUUGGUGGAAAGAAGGAGGAGAAAAUAUGAAUAAACACAGUCUGGUGGUGAAUCCUUCGGGAUUCAAGGAGGAUUGAGAGGAUCUUAUCACAGGCAGAUUGAUGCUCUGUUUGCACAAAGUCUGAGGAUAUUUAUUCUUAUCUUGAAAGCCCCGUGUGUUUGUCUUUUGCAUAAAAGUAAUGAUUCUGCAGAAGAUUCCAUUCACGAGAGAUUGUUUGAAUAGACUUGAGAGCGCGCGCUGUGAAUGCUUUAUUUUAUGCAGAUUUCUUAAUCAGCUGUUGACCGUUAAAUGUUGCGGAGAGCGCCUAAUUUCCGGUUAGGUGACUCGGGAUAGAAGAGAUUUAGUAUUAAUUUCCCGAAGAACACAUGGCUCGAGGGGCGAAAAGUGAAAAGACGAGCUUUGUAAGAAGAUCCCAUGGUCAGUGUGCGUGUGUGUCUAAAGGUGGGAGGAAUAAUGUGAAUUUUUACGACCAUAGAACACUAUACACCACCGUCAUAACUCAGUGAACUUUCGCCCGACGGUGUGAGGAGAGUUGAUGCUGGAGUAAGUGAGAGAGAGUGAGAUGUUUCCACCCGCCUCGCCGACAGAUCACGAGAUUCUCGACGGGCCUCAGAUUUCAACACCUGAUCAAAUUCCCAGGCUUCCCGAGGGAGUGGCGCCGCUGUUCAAGGCGUCGAACACUCUGCGGAACAACAUCGAUGCCAAGGAUGAGGUGGCGCGCAAGAGGACGUCGUUGAGAAUUGAGAGCAGCGCCUCGUUAAUAAUGGAGGAGGUGCACAAGAAGCGUUUGUCGCUCGGCUGCGACGUGGCCAUGAGUCGUCAGGAGGCGACUAAGGAGCCCCAGAAGGCGGACAGCAAUAGGAACUCCCUGCAGAGCUCCAAUCCAGACGACGAGGAUGACUACAACGACCUGGAGAAUGGGAAUAGCAGCAGCGGCGCGGAGUUUAGGGACUCCAUCGUCUCUAGCGAGGCUGAGUUGCUGUGCGAGAAGCUGAACACCAUCAACAAGUCGGACUCCGAUGGGAAUCAGUCGGUGGAGAUGCUGAGUCCCAACGAAGGCCCCCUGGCCAGGCGAUAUGCCGAAAUCGCCCACUUCAGGAGUGGCAAAUGGUCUGAUGCCAUUCAACCCUCGCGAUCGAACAAGAGAUUUACUCUCGGCUCGCUGGAUCCGGAUGAGUGCGCCGUGGGGAGUGGCAACGGAGGCUAUGGCGACGACGAUCUUCAGGCGCUGCUUCCGCCAGCGGCGCGCCGAUUGUCGAGGGAUGAGCUGAGUCAGUCACGUACAUCGCUGGUGUCAAGUUCAGAUGGCGGCAUCCUGGCCGAGGGUGAGACGUCCUCGGAGUCGUCUGGCGGCUCCACGAGCCCACCCUGCGACUUGGGCCUCGUGGAGCGCCUCCUGCGCACUCAUCCCGUGUGGUUCCUGCCCGGCAUCCAGCGAGCCGGAGCGGUGCAUCUGCUCCAGGGCAAGGAGGAAGGAAACUUUGUCGUGCGCGGCUCAAGUCAGGCCAACACCAUGGCGGUGUCGGUGCGUCUUCCGCCGGACACUGGGCCCUACAUUGAGCACUACUUGAUCCAGUCGGACAGUGGAGUGCUGUCGCUGGAAAGCUCUCGCUUCAAGUUCGACUCAAUUCCCGCCCUGAUCGCGCACUAUGCGCAGUGCUGUGACGAGCUGCCCGUGCAGCUGAUGCUGCCGCGCGCCCUGCGCGAGGCCCGGAAUCGGCAGCAGCUGUCCUCGCUGGCGCUGCUCGGCCAGGAGUUUUGGCGCUACCCAAUGGCGAGCCCGAAGCCAGGCAGUCAGGCGUCAACGCCAGUGGAUCCUAAGUCGGCCGCCACGGACUCGUCGGGCGUGGGCGUGACUGUGUUCAGCUCGUCCGUGAGCCAGAAACACCCGCCGAAGCCACUCAAGACGUCCAUUCUCAGUCCCGGCAGUCAAGUGGAAACGCCUUCCGACACGUCUUCUAGUCUCAGCAGCUUUACGCCCAGCAAUGGCCACCAACUCUUGAGCCCCGAGUCCGUGGACAGCGUCGCGCUGACCAUGUCACCGGUGGAGUCUUGUCGGUCUGGUAUUGUGGGCAAGACGAGCACAUUUAAGUCGCAGCUGAAGAGAACACCUCCAGUUCCCAUGGCCAGGACGCCCGAGCUGAUCGAUCAAGGAGAGAAAACCGGAGCUUUCGCAUUGGAAUCAUUUCCCGGCGGCCAAAUCCGGGCGCCCAGACCAACUCCGCCGAACACACUGAAUCUGGGGCCGCUGAGGACGCCUCCAGCGCCACCGCCGCGAUGGUCCAAGCCCGUGGCGACUGUGAGUCCUGACCAGGCGACCUUAGAGACUCAGGCCAACAACUUCACAGUCACCACGACAGUCACAUUCAGCAUGGAGAGCGGCGCCAAAGCGCAGAGUCCGCAGAUUGUAGAGAUUUCCUCCCCAACGACGAGCGACGUGCUGCAGUUCCAGACAAUCUCCAAGCGACUGUCGCCUGAGGGCGAGUGUCACAAGAACGGCGAUGCCAUGUCGACGCUGGACUCCAAGAGGUGGCUCAGCAAUCUCAGCAGGGACUCCGCGCGUGGCAAUCGGAAAGCCGUGUCGCCCAGUCUAGCGGAGACACCGAAUGGCCAGAGAAUGCGCCGCAGCAAGGCCAAGAAGGAGUCCAAGCACUACCAAGAGUCGGACAUCCUGGAGUCACCCUCGAUCUACUGCAGGAGUGCCUUGGGCGACAAGAUAAGUGAUUACGAGGAUAUCUGGACGCAGGAGAACAAUGGGAAUCCGCAUCUUCUCAGAGGAUCGCACAUGUCCAGCUUCAGGCCUGAGAGUCACGGCAAGAGGCCUGAUCUCCUGGCGGAGACGCCCACCGUGACGUCCUUGAAUGGGAAUCUCUUGUCUCCCACCGGAUCUAUCGCCUCGUCGAACAAUUCCCCGCCCAAACCGCCGUCAGAGACGGACUCUGCGGCUCCUCUGUGUCCUCAGCAGGAGUCUGCGGAGCGCACGAGCUUCCUGGAGAAUGACUCCCUGGUGGCGCAUCUGGCCAAUCCGAAGGAGGGAACACAGCGUUUCGGGAUCUACCACAAGACUCAGUCACAAACGCCCGAGGCUGAUCCGAUGCUGCAGCCGCGCAAUCGAUUGGGUCUCGUGCUGACCAGCACACCGCCGAAGCUGGAAGAUCCUGCGACUCCUGCGGGCAGGAGCAAGCAAGGCAGCCCGUUUUACUCAGAACCCGUGGAUUCGGUGCAGAACAUCACGCGGCGGAGCAACAGAAGCUCUCAGAUUCCCAGCAGCCAGCGCUUCUCGGAGCCGCCAAAAGGGCCCUUCCGCAGCGCUCUAGCGGCGAUUAUUCCGCCAGGAGACGCCAUGCAGCGAAAUCCGCUGGCGGGAUCGCUGGACGAGCUGAAGAAGAGGAACAGGAAGGCGCGUGGAAGACUGGAUCCCUGGCCGCUGGACAGCAGCUGGGAAUUUGUGGGCAAUGACGCUGAUGACAACGACUAUGACUCGGAUCUCAACUGGAGGACGAGCUAUAGGAGAGACAGCGUUCCGCCGCAGCCGCAAGUGCAGCCGCCGAAGCCACCGGAGGUGCAGAAGGAGCCUAAAGUCAGGCCACUGACCAUUCAUCAGAUCAUCGCGACGCGGAUGCCGGAAUUGAAUCUCCCAGAACAGAUAAGAUGCUCUUCACCCACUCCGGAGUCUAGCGUGGUCAACGGCACCAUCACCAGGCGACAGCGCAUCUCCGCCUAUGACAAUGUGGAGCGCGGCGCGACGUCUUCGCUGCUGUGUCCAGACAGCGCCCAGUCGGACGACGGGACGGUCUUCUCGGAGCCCUGGGACAGUUCACAGUGGGACUCCUUCCUGCCGCACGACGGUCACCCGCGGAACAAGACCACUUCCGGAGGCCCUGGAGAGUCCGUGGGCGCGUACGCCAUGAGCCUGGCCAAUGAUCCCACUUCGACCUUCGCGCGCAACAUCGAGAACUUCAUCUGCUGCACCAAAGAAUCGCGCGAGGCGGCGCCGCAAAUUGUGAUGCGCAACAUGCGGCAGUUCAUGAGUGGCAUGAAGAAUUACCUGGUGAAGCAUGGCGAGGGUGACUUCCAGCUGGAAGUGCAGCGCGCCUGCUCGCGCCUGAAGCCCGACGAGUUUCUCAACCUCGACACCAUCCUUGAGGGCGUAAUGCAGCGCCUCGUGGUGCUGCCGCUGCGCGAGCAUCUCUACGGACGCUUCGUGGAGUACUACAUGCGCUCCCGCGACAUCCAGCUGCUGGUGGAGAAUGUGCGCUUCGCCAGUGGCAAGAGCGCUAUCGACAUGGGCAUCCGCAAGGAGAUCUCGCCGCCGUCGGAAGCCUCCAUGCGCUACAUCGCGAUGAUCCUGCAGCGCCUGCAGGAGGCGGAGCAGCCGCUGGAAAAGCUGGACUACCUGCUGGCCGCCGUGUCGGCGAUCUUCGAGGCCACGGGAUCGCCGAAGAGCAGCGCGUUGUGCGCCGACGACUUCCUGCCCAUCUUGGUGUACGUGGUGGCCAAGAGUGGCUUCGUGGGCGCCGAGAUCGAGGCGGAGUUCAUGUGGGGCCUCCUGCAACCGUCGCUGCUCAGCGGCGAGGCGGGCUACUAUCUCACGGCGCUCUGCAGCGCGGCGCACGUACUUAAGACGUUCAAGGACAGCCAGAACGAGAUGUGCGGAACGAUCGACUGGAGAUCCUCCGCCAUGCCCGCGUGCUCGUCCGUGCUGCGUGUCAUCAUUCCGGAUGAGUACAAUGGAUCUCUGCAGACGAGGACGCUGCCCGUUCGUCCUCACACAACCACCAAAGAAGUGUGUCGCAUCAUUGCGCAUAAGGCGAGGAUCACCAAUCCGCAGGAUUACGGGCUCUUCAAGCUGGUCGACGGCGAAGAGACUCUCCUGAUGGAGUCAGAGUGUCCGCAAGACGCCAGAUUGGCGGCUCGCGGGAAGCACUGGAUGUUGGCCUACAAGCGCAUCGACGCGAAGAUCGCCUGGCCCACGACGGCGGCCUCGUCGUCCAACUCGUAAACCCUUUUUUGCGCAGCCGAAGCACAGUAUUCAUUUUGGGCGCGAUUUGGCGACAAGGAUUUACCGCAAAUUUAGUCUCCGUAGUAUUUAAGGCAAUUUGCAUUAAUCUCAUUGCUGAGUAGGAAAAGCAUGAAACUAUAUUCGCUGUAUUUCAGUACUUUUUAUACAUUCUGACUAAAAAAAAUAUAUAUUCGUACCUCUCUUAUUGUGUGAAAGCGCGUUUUAAAGCGAAGAUAUAUAUAUAUAUAUGAAAUUGCAAAUUUUUCGUAGAGAAAAAAGAGAAAUCUUCCUUCGCACAUGAAUUUUCUUGCCAUGCAGAUGGAAAAGAGGGAGGAAAAAAUGCCGCAAAAGGAACGAAAGAAUUAAUGCUGUGAUUAAUUUGUUGCUCGGUUUGUCCAUCAAUUUUAUUUUAUAAUCUUUUUUAAUUGAAAAAGAAAUUAUGGGUUUUUAUUUCUACUGCAAAUUUUUUUUUUUACUUUUGUGUGUGUUUUUAUUGUUUUGCAAUCUUUAAACUUCACGCAAGCAAACAUAUAAUUCCACAGUGAAGAAUGAAGUGAAAGGGAUAUUCUAAAAGAAUAAAUCAAUAGGAUAAAAACCAAUUUGUAUAUUUUGAUGAAACAAGUAAAAUAUAAAUUUACAAUGUCAAGAGAGAGUCAUGCAGAAAAGAAAGAAAAUAGCAGGAAAAUGACCAAUUUUGUGUAAAAGUGGAAGAUUUGAGGUGUAUUUUGCAUAACACGUAUUCCAGAAAGUGAACGAAAGAUAUACUAAUUAUCGUUUGUCUCUCUCUCUCUAUUUUGCGAAAGUAAUCUUUUUCUAACUGACACUUUUAACGAUUCAAUGCAAUGACUCGAGGCGCUGAAAGUCCAGACCACAGUCCAAGAAGAAAGAAUCCCUUCCAUUGUCUAGUCUUCAGGUCAAUAUUUUCCUAGAAUCACACCUGAAUUCCAAAUGGUUUCUCAUCCUGAAGAUCAUGAUUAAGUUACUCCUCCGUAAAACAUUGUGACUUUGGUGGAUUUUCUUCGUCUGCGACGAUUUAAUAAUGAAAUAUUUAUGAAGGAAAAGUAUCAAUAUAUAAAAAUUUCUAAUAUUUUACUACACGACACACGAUGAAUAACCUUUAUAUAGAAAUUUCAUCAUUUUGAUAAUUGAGAUAAAUAAAAACUAAUAACGAGUCUCAAGUAAACGUGUUGUUUUACUGCCCAAAAGGA
Phlebotomus argentipes is the source of this 6295-nucleotide messenger RNA. It is a transcript of the gene spri, whose product is annotated as protein sprint. Gene Ontology annotation, molecular function: small GTPase binding; guanyl-nucleotide exchange factor activity. NCBI's taxonomy places the organism in Eukaryota, Metazoa, Arthropoda, Insecta, Diptera, Psychodidae. The transcript has 10 exons. The record is from RefSeq and is a predicted model, not a curated record. The coding region runs from base 648 to 5087 and encodes 1479 amino acids. Gene Ontology annotation, biological process: vesicle-mediated transport; signal transduction. Gene Ontology annotation, cellular component: cytosol; endocytic vesicle.